Messenger RNA from Chilo suppressalis (striped riceborer), 3471 nucleotides. The record is from the annotation of a GenBank genome assembly. Lineage: Eukaryota; Metazoa; Arthropoda; Insecta; Lepidoptera; Crambidae.
UUUUUAAACCCCAGCCAACUCAUUGGGUAGACAAAAUUGUUUGUUCCCAGGAAUAGUGUAAGUUGUAGUGUAGGUAUUUUUCAUGCUGCUGUAGUGCCUACUUUAUUAUGUCCACGACUAUAGGUAUACCACUUAACUGAGUCCUCGCCAGCGGGGUAAAAGGUGUGGGGGAGGACGACAACGGACAAAAUAUUUAAUACCUCACGUUUUAUUUUUAGAUUCAUUCAAUUAAUGUCGAUGUAUCUGAUGAAAAAAAACAGAUCCCACGAAGAGUACACUGAAGCUAUUUUUAACUUCUAUUUUAGUCCCAGGAUACAUUUUGUUUGGAAGAGGGGCAGACAGUUCAAUCUAUACCUACCUACCUGUUGUUUAGCACGGCCUCAUAAAUACUUGGUACCGGCGCAAUAAAUUUUAGCCUUGAUCAAAAACGGAGGAGAUUGUAUUACUAGUGAAUAUUAAAUCAUGGAUAACAUUACAUGGAUCAAGUUUCCCAAAACUGACUAAUUUUUUCAACCAGGUUUAAGAGCUUUAUCUAGCUUUAUUCAUUCAAUUGUGAAUUUUUGGACUUAAAGUAACUUGAUGUGAUGUUGGUACAGAAUUACACAAAUACUUAUCAUAUCCAGUUUGUCCUGUUCUCGUGGCAAGAAGCUAAAACAUUCAUAUAAGUACCUACUUUUUACGUAGAACAAAGAAUGAAGAAGGGUUUUUUUUUCUUUUGAAUAUGAUGUUAUUUUUUUUAAACUACGUAAUGAUUCCUCGUCAAUUUGUCUGCAUAGAAUUAUCGAUUGUCCAUACCUAUAAAUUUAUUUCGCGUUGAUAUCUAUAUAUUUAUUUACUUACAUUAUUCAAUUUCAUGGCUUAAUAACAUGAUCUCUAAAGGCUCCCAUACAAAACUGCGAUGCGAUGUCACAUCGCAAGUUUCUGUGAUUGAAUUGAAUUGCUGCGAUGCAAAUCUGUGCCAAUCUGUGCAGCAAUACCUUCAACGGUAGUCAGCCGUAUUGGACAUGUUAUAGUAAUAGUGACAUGGAUCGCAAUAAGAUUAUUGCACUGCUGUUAUUGUUAAAAGGAUAUAGAAGAAAAAGAAGAUUUUGGGUUCAUCCAUUUAUUACGCUUAUGAACGCUGAUAGAACUAUUUUAAUCGAAUACUAUGGUUUGAAAACAGAAGAAGAUUUUUUUAUUAUUAUUUUAGAAUGAGCAUAUCUUCAUUUGCUGAAGUUUUAAGUUUAUUAUCACCUUGUCUACAAAAAUUAUCGUACCAGGGAAAUCUCCGAGCGAACUAAAAUGGUGUCAAGUGUGACGUAAUAUCUCAGAAAUAUGCGUGAUCGCACUAAAGUCUCAUUAGAACACAUUGACUGAAUCACGAGAUUGACCACUUGUGUGAAUGAACGAUACUUUGAAUUUGUUAAAUUGUUCCGUGGUACAGUGCUACACCGUUCCUUGGGAGGCUUAACUAUUCCUAAACUAUGCGGUCAACCGCCAUAACUCACUCGAGCCAAACAGUACUAUUAGCGAACGGAUACGACCUUUUUACCAAAGUGGAAACUCGUUGUACUUUACUAAUUCCGUCAGAAUCAACCUUUGAUCUAAUCUGAAUGGUAUUAAAAGUUGUAUAGUUCAUUAUAAAGUUUAAUGUUAAUUCGAAAACAGUUACGCUUAUGAAAUGUGCCUUACUUGUAUAUAAAUAAAUAUGGUUUAAAUCUUUAAAUGCAUCAGCCAGCUACUAAACAUCCUUUAUUAUAUACUAAACCAGUGUAAGUCUAUCGAGGUAUUCAAUUAUAACAUAAUCUUGAUAGACCAUUCUCAAUUACGACAAUUGAGCUAGCUGAUACUGUUAAUACAACCAAAGUAAAUUAUGAAUAAUGAUGUGUAAAUUCAAAUGAAUGACAGUAUCAGAAUUUAGUGUCGGAAACUUUCUUUUUUUUAUGCUUUAAAAGAGUACUGGCUUCAAUUUGCCAGUGUUAUAGUGAUAAUAUUAAAUAUACUUAUGAUACAAAUAUCCAUUUCUUAGGCCCAGUUGUUUGAUACAGUUAAAUUUAACUAAGUAUUAGUCAAUGUCAAGGCAAGUUUCUAAGACCUAGUUGUUUGAUAUAGUUAAAUGUAACUAUUAGUCAAUGUCAAGUCAAAUACAUAGUACAAUGUAGUCAGUAAAUGGUUUCUGUUACCAAUGUAUAUUACAACUUUAGUCACAUUUAACUAUGUAUCAACGAACGGGUCCUAAGACUGCCUUGUUUCAUCCAUAGUUAAAGUUGUCAAAUUUCAACAAAUGGAUUUUUUUUCUCUAGUAUUUUAGCUAUAGUCAAAUUUAACUAUAAAUGAAACAAGGCGGCCUUAGUAAGCAACUUUACUCUCUGGUUGUUUGAUUUCUUAGGGCCCAACACUAGAAACAAAAUUUUAAAUUAAUUUCAAAUAAUGAAUAAUCAACGUUCUAAUUAUGAAUAUCUUAAAAUAAGUGGAGCUUUCCAUUAAUUUCCACCUUCUUAAUUAAUUACUCAACGAAAUGAUAAUAAAUGUAUACCUACUCUAAAUAAAUGUUCCAAAAGAUUGUUUAGCCUACGUUGUUUAUAAGAUUUCAUAAUAAAGAGAGGAGUUUUACUCAAUAUAUAAAUAGUUAAUAUUAUAUAUUUGUUAUUCAGUGACGUACGAAUGCCGGUCCAAUUUGAAGAAUUUAUUUCUUAUUAGUAACUUAUUGCUUAAAUGAGUUAGUCACAUCGUAGCGACUACGUUGUACAUAUUCUCAUCUGUAUGGGCUUCUAAGGCAUGCAACUUAUAGUGGAUUUCGACAAGGAAUUCUGCUUACGGCUCGCCGCAGCAAUUUCAGCUAUGCCUCAUUUAAUUAGUAGAGCAUUUGUAGGUAUAUCUAAGUCACUUGAUUCUUUAGCACCAACAAUAAAUUAUAUCGUAAUAACGAGUAUAAUAUUAAUACUUACUUGAAAAACAUUUGUGCCUUAAUAGUAAGUCGAUUUUAGCUUAAUCAACUUUUGGAUCAGCGCUGUACCCGAUUCCUAUUUGGGAGUACAAGAAAACUUAAUAUGUCAACCUAAAUAAACCUUUAAAGGGCUUUUUAGGUAGUAUUUUUCUUGUAUCGUUACCAGUGAAACUUUGUUUGUUGACAUCAUCAUUUCAGAAGAGAAUUUUUCGUACCUAAUUGAAUACUUCCUCCUCAGCCUCCCUCGUUUGACUGUUGAGAGGUCGUUGAAUAAUUAAAAAUCGGUUUUUCUGCGUAAAAAUUUCUUCCGCACAGGAUUAAUUCACGUUCUGAAUCAUGAAGUGUUUUUUCCGCUCAAAGCCCGCUAAAACAUUUUCCUUUUAAUAAAUAAACGCUUUUUAAGAGAUGCUUGUUUUGUACGACUCCUAACAGCGCGCAGUUGUUUAAAUUUAAAAGCUUACAAAUUAUGUGAUGACACGAAUUUAUAUCUAAAGAAAAUAUAUCUAGAAAAAAAUCCGCGUGGACCAGGCAGCAGACGGGACUCG